This is a messenger RNA of Ochotona princeps (American pika), 3192 nucleotides long. RefSeq names its product TNF receptor associated factor 6 (gene TRAF6). NCBI's taxonomy places the organism in Eukaryota, Metazoa, Chordata, Mammalia, Lagomorpha, Ochotonidae. Gene Ontology annotation, biological process: positive regulation of JNK cascade; interleukin-1-mediated signaling pathway; tumor necrosis factor-mediated signaling pathway. The transcript is spliced from 7 exons. The record is from RefSeq and is a predicted model, not a curated record. Bases 372 to 1994 code for a protein of 540 amino acids. Gene Ontology annotation, cellular component: plasma membrane signaling receptor complex. Gene Ontology annotation, molecular function: tumor necrosis factor receptor binding; ubiquitin protein ligase activity; zinc ion binding.
CCAGCGGAGAAGGCGGAAGCAGAGGCGGCCGCGGCGUUCUGGCUCUCUGCGGCCGGCGGACACUGCGGCGCGGCUCCCGGGCCGGCGGAUUGGCGCCUGGAGCACGGAGUGCGUCCUCUCCCGGCGUCGUGGCUGAGCCGGGCCGCGGGGAGCUCCGCUGGCUUUGUUGCGCGGCCUAACACACUUGAGCGGUCAUUUGGCCUCGGUCGCCUGCUCCCAGCGGCGGAGGCCUCCCGCUUCUCGCCGGUGGAGACAUCGCCCCGGUGCCCUGGCUUUGCGCGGCUGGAGAACGCCGCCUCCUGUCCCUUCGCCUCCCGGGCGUCGCCCGCGCUCCCUCGCGUCCAGCAGAGCAGUUGGAUAAUCAAGUUACUAUGAGUCUGCUAAACUGUGAAAACAGCUGUGGAUCCGGCCAGUCCGACAGUGACUGCUGUGCUGCCAUGGCCAGCUCAUGUAGUGCGACAACGAAGGAGGACAGUAUGAGUGGCACUGCCAGCACAGGGAACCUCUCUGGCUCGUAUAUGAAAACUAUCCAGGGUUAUGAUGUGGAGUUUGACCCGCCCCUGGAAAGCAAGUACGAAUGCCCGAUCUGCUUAAUGGCAUUACGGGAAGCUGUGCAGACACCAUGCGGUCAUAGGUUCUGCAAGGCCUGCAUCAUCAAAUCAAUAAGGGAUGCAGGUCACAAAUGUCCAGUUGACAAUGAAAUAUUGUUGGAAAAUCAGCUGUUUCCUGACAAUUUUGCAAAGCGGGAGAUUCUUUCUCUGACGGUGAGGUGUCCAAAUGCAGGCUGCUUACACAAGAUGGAACUCAGGCAUCUUGAGGAUCAUGAGGCACAUUGUGGAUUUGCUCUUGUGAAUUGUCCCCAGUGCCAACAUCCCUUCCAGAAAUGCCAGCUUAGCACUCAUAUCCUCAAGGAUUGUCCCAGGAGACAAGUCUCUUGUAUAAACUGUGCUGUAUCCAUGGCAUUCGAAGAUAAAGAGAUCCAUGACCAGACCUGUCCUUUGGCAAAUGUCGUCUGUGAAUACUGCAACACGGUGCUUAUCAGAGAACAGAUGCCUAAUCAUUAUGAUCUAGACUGCCCUACAGCGCCAAUUCCAUGCACAUUCAGUACUUUUGGAUGCCAUGAAAAGAUGCAGAGGAAUCACCUGGCACGCCACCUACAAGAGAAAACCCAGUUGCACAUGAGGAUGUUGGCUCAGGCUGUGCACAGUUUAAACCUUGCUUUAACUCCCAUGCCACCAUGUGAUGUACCUCAGUAUGACAUUCCCUCCCAGGCCCGGGUUCCCUCUGGCUACCCAGAGGGCCACAAUUUCCAGGAAACCAUUCAGCAGUUAGAAGGGCGCCUCGUAAGACAAGACCAUCAAAUUAGGGAGCUGACUGCUAAGAUGGAAACUCAGAGCAUGUAUGUAAGUGAGCUCAAACGAACCAUUCGAACCCUGGAGGACAAAGUUGCUGAAAUUGAAGCCCAGCAGUGCAAUGGGAUUUACAUCUGGAAGAUUGGCAACUUUGGGAUGCACCUCAAAUCCCAAGAAGAGGAGAAACCUGUUGUUAUUCAUAGCCCUGGAUUCUACACAGGCAAACCUGGAUACAAACUCUGCAUGCGUCUGCACCUUCAGUUACCAACUGCUCAGCGCUGUGCCAACUACAUAUCCCUCUUUGUCCACACAAUGCAAGGAGAGUAUGACAGCCACCUUCCCUGGCCCUUCCAGGGCACAAUACGCCUUACAAUUCUUGAUCAGUCUGAAACACCAACAAGACAAAACCAUGAGGAGAUAAUGGAUGCCAAACCAGAGUUACUUGCCUUCCAGCGGCCCACAAUCCCACGGAACCCAAAAGGUUUUGGCUAUGUAACUUUCAUGCACCUUGAAGCCUUGAGACAAAGGACCUUUAUAAAGGAUGACACAUUAUUAGUGCGUUGUGAAGUCUCCACCCGCUUUGACAUGGGUAGCCUUCGGAGGGAGGGUUUUCAGCCACGAAGUACUGAUGCAGGGGUAUAGCAUCCUCUCAUUUGUUCAAAAUAACUGGCCACAACAGUGCCUUUCCUUGUCCUGGUCCUGAUAAAUGCAAAAAGGAAAAACAAAACAAAAAAAAGGUCAUGGGAAAGAUGUAAAGCCCACUAGUGAAUGUUCUUGGAAAGAUCACUUCCUACUUCAUACUCAGGUUUUCCCCAGGAAUCUAUUUUCAGACAUGUUCAUUUGAAGUGCCUGUGGUAUGUGGCAAUAGCUGUCUUGUCAGCAUACUUCCUUGUUGUACUUUAAUGGGCCUUUUCUGCAAUUUGUUUGACGUUGAUAAGCCCACAGUUAGAUUGCUAAAGUUCAAAAACUUAGUAAUAAUGGACUUGCCUUAAACCUCCAGCUUAUUUUUAUAGUAUUAUAUGUAAUAUAUUAAAUGUGAGAAUCACUACUGUCUUGCACUAAUGUCAGCAAGAAGAGUUACUGCUCUAAAAAGUUGAGUUCUCAUUUUAAUUGACCUCCUGUAGAUUUCAGGAUUUGAACCAAAAUCCUUGGAAAGCUCGAGUUCUCAUUUUCUGUAAAGAAAGUAACAAUAUCCAGGGACUAGUUUAAGCCCCCGGUAUCACCUCACGUAUUUAGUGUAACAUGUUGUCUGUGGAAUCAUACUUGUUUGAAUGUUCCAUCCUGCAUGGCUUAUGUUUUUGCUUGAAGCCAUAGCUUCUCCUCCAGGGUUUCUGAUGACAAGCAGUAUCUCCCGGCUGCUCAGGCUGUGUUCCGUGAACCCUUUAGUCUGGUCAGUGUAGAGUGACUUCCACAACCCAGCACACGUUUUCUGAUUUUGCACACACAGUUACCAACACAAAAAAUGAAGCGAUUUAACAUUGGUAGUGACAGAAGCUAAAUGAACACAGGUUUCUCAGCUGUGUUGAAUGUGCUCUGGUUUUGUUCAGUAGACUAGAACAAAUUGAUUUCCUGAAAAGAUAACUUCUUAAAACUUUAGCAGUCAUUGGAGGUGCCUGAGGGGUCACUAAGGUGGGAAGACAUGGUAGUUACAUCACAAUUUGGCCUGAGUGGCUUGCUUUAUCCUCAGUGGACUUGCAGAUCUGAGGAGAGUCCUGUGGAAUGUAUUGAAGCAGCCAGAUGUUCCUAAUACAGAGAAAUGAUUUUUCUGCCACUAUGUAUGUUUUCAAGGCCUGCAGAUAUAAAAUACGCUGAUAUCUAACUGUCAGGAGUCUCACAGCUA